Molecule: messenger RNA, 880 nt
Organism: Desarmillaria tabescens
Lineage: Eukaryota; Fungi; Basidiomycota; Agaricomycetes; Agaricales; Physalacriaceae
Exons: 8
Coding region: 1-699 (232 amino acids)
Biological process (GO): cholesterol catabolic process
Molecular function (GO): cholesterol 24-hydroxylase activity; heme binding; iron ion binding
Source: RefSeq, a predicted model, not a curated record
AUGCAAUCCAUCACCUAUUACUUCGUCUUCCCUACCGCUGCAUUUCUUCUUGCCUUUGUGAUUUUGCAUCUCAAAGGCCGUAAAUCUAUGGUCCAAAGGAUCUGUGGACUGCCGAGCCCUUCAGCUCUUUUAGGCCAUGAAUACCUCCUCAGUAACCGUCAGCACUUGGGAGACCUAGAGAUGAAAUGGUAUCAGCAAUACGGUGCCGUAUACCACACAAAGGGAUGUUUCGGGCAUGACAUUUUGUCCAUUGCUGACCCCAAAGCGUUGCAAUACAUAUUUCAUUCGUCUGGAUACCUGAUUCCCAAAAACGAGAGAUACCGGAAAAUCCUCAAUCCUGCCUUUGCAACCCAGCAGCUCCGACUCUUCCUGACUGUUUUCCAGGCGUCUGCUACGAAGCUUACAGAGCAGAUCAACCAGCGAGUCAAACAUGCCAGAGUAAUCAAUGUACUUGAAUGGACAAGCAAGGCUUCACUGGAUAUCAUAGGCAUUACAUCCUUCCGAUAUGAGUUCAACUCACUUGGCGGCGGACAAAGCGGGCUCAUGGCAGCGACUACUAAUAUUUUUGGUGACUCCUUGAUGUCGCCAACAUCACUGGAGCUUCUGUAUUCUUUGCUCUGGUGCUUACUUCCUGAGUGGUUGGUUGUUCCGCUCGAGUGGCUACCCAAUAGAGUUACCACAUCGGCUGAAUCGCUUUAGACACACUGCGAUGAAGGUAUCAAGGCCCAUCUAUGAGAAGCAACUGAAAGAGGUAGCGAACGAUGUCCGUCCGGCUGAGAAGGAUGUCGUUAAUGUUCUCGACGUAUCUCUCAUAUCUCAACUAAACAACGAUGUAAAGAAGAAGAUGACCAACAUAGAAAUUGAUUCUCAGCUGGCAUAA